Molecule: messenger RNA, 3877 nt
Organism: Micropterus dolomieu (smallmouth bass)
Lineage: Eukaryota; Metazoa; Chordata; Actinopteri; Centrarchiformes; Centrarchidae
Gene: vps9d1
Product: VPS9 domain containing 1
Exons: 17
Coding region: 52-2244 (730 amino acids)
Biological process (GO): vesicle-mediated transport
Cellular component (GO): endocytic vesicle; cytosol
Molecular function (GO): guanyl-nucleotide exchange factor activity; small GTPase binding
Source: RefSeq, a predicted model, not a curated record
CCAUGACUGAACACAAAGAAGAACAAGGAAGAGGCUACGUGAGGGCUAACCAUGGCUGACAGUCCGGCAAAGCCCCUUCAGAAUGCCAUGAAAAUGGCCAAAGCAGCAAUACAGCUGGACGGAGGGAACAAACACAAGGAAGCUUACUGUGAAUACCUCCGGACGAUCAACUACAUAUCACAUGCACUUUUGGAGGAAACUGGUUCCCAAACUUCAGAGGUGGAGCGGAUGUUGAGGCUGGCUGAGCAGUGUCUGGAGAGAGCCAAGUCAUUUAUAGGGAAGAGCACUGAACCCCCUGACCUCUCUGCCUCUGUCACUGCUUCCUGUUCACCUGAACAGUCAGAACCCCAUCAGACUGCUGUCCUCCCAGCUGCCAAUGCAGAAAACACUGGGCGUAAAGCAACCAGCCCAACAAAGACCGGUCACCGCAGGGUGUUGUCAGACGGUGGUGGUGAGCUCUCCCCUUUUCUGCCUCCUGAAAUCUUCCAGAGACUACAAACAGUGGUUACACAGGACAUGAGCAAAAAAGAGCUGACACCCAUUGAAGAAGCAUCCCGUUUGAACCAGAAGUUGAAAGCCAAUUAUGAAGCUCGUCUGGCCAGGCUGACACCUGGUCAGGCCUACCAGAAGACAUCUUUGACGCUCUCUCUCCAGCGGCAGAUGAUGGAGAACCUCAUUAUAGCCAAGGCCAGACAAGAUGCUCUCCAGCGGAAGAUGGAGGAGAGAAGGCUAAGGCUACAGGAAGAGGCCAACAGAAGAUUUGCAGCAUCUGGCGAAAUGACUGCAGAGGAGCAAGAGCAGCGUAUUCUCUACACCAAUGUCCUGGAAUAUGAGCAAGACCAUGGUUGGCCCAAACAGUGGAAAGCCAACAUAAGGAAGAAUCCUGAUGAUGCCACAUUAGUUUCAGGUCUAGUCUCCUACCUGCUCAGUCGGUCUGACCACCCGGUGGUGAAGAUGCUGAGAAAACACCAGUACCGGAUUUACAACAGGCUCUACCCCAUUGUCAGUAAAGGCCUCCCCCGGAGUCCCUCCCUGCCGCUGAGGCCUUCUCGCAGCACUCACAACCUGCUUCAUCCAGAGACCCAGAGGAAACCAACCAGGACUGUGAGUAGUAGCAUUGGCGGCAACAGCUACAGCACCGGCUCUUCCCCCUCACUCUCUCGCGAACUCCACACCAACUGCGACGAUGAGGAUGGGGAGGAGCCUAACGCACUGACGGUGGAUCGGGAGAACUCGUUUGAAGAUCUGGAGCAGUUCCUGACCCAGCUGGACUGGGCCCCGCCUCACGGCAGCACAGAUGACACCUGCUCAGAUUUAGAGCUGACCUUUGAUUCCUCGAUGCAGCUGGAGCAGGACGAGGGACACCAGGAGCUGGAGAUGAGAGCGCUGAGAGAGCACCUGAAGGCCAUUGUCAAAGACAUUCACAUUGCUAUCGAUCAACUUCUGUCACUGUGUUUGCUAUCGUUUGAGUGUUUAAACACAGCCAGCUCAAAAGACCUGUGCCUCGCCUGCAUAGAGGAAGCCUUCUUCACGCCCCUGUGGAGUGCCCUGGUGGCUCUUUUCAGAAAAGUCCACAGGGAAAGGGAGCAGGCCUUUGAGACAAGUAUGACGCUGUACCGGGAUGCUUCACCUGGAGAUGUUGGUGUUCCCUUGAAACUGUUCCCCCAAGACCCUGGCGCAUUGCAAGGUUCCUUCCCCUAUGAAUCUGCUGUUCAGGAGCUUAAGCUUCUCAUUACAGACUGCUGUCCACAGAGGAAGUUGGAAUGUAUUGUUAGGACAUUACGGCUGAUCUGUGUCUGCGCUGAGGAUUACAGGUGUCUUCAUGAGACGGACUCUACACCCAAAACAGCCGCCAUCGGUGCAGAUGACCUGUUGCCGAUCCUCUCUUUUGUGGCUUUGCGGUGCCAGUGUCCCCAGCUGGUGUCUGAAUGCGCUGCUUUGGAGGAAUUCAUUCAUGAAGGCUAUUUGAUAGGAGAGGAAGGCUACUGUCUGACCUCCAUGCAGAGUGCAUUGGCCUAUGUUGAGUCGUUGCACACAGGAGGAGCUCACCUUUCUGCAGGCUCCUGCAGUCACAAGACCUUCAUCCCACCUUCCCUGCAGCGCUACAGUCAACAGCUGAACCUGCCGCUCCCUGCUAGUUGUGCAGACGUAUGCUAUCUUGUACACAUGCAGACAUAUUGUACAUUUAACAGAAGGACUUCUUUUUGCUCGGUUUUCAACAGAGGACUAAACCAGUGCCUAUGACUUUAUUCUAACUAGUCAGACCCUGAUCGGGGUCAAACUUGGCUCUGCUGGGACCUCCUAAGGAUGUUCAAGCUGUAAAACAUUGCUGCAUUAACUAGCACUAGAUUGUUAAAAGGACUGUGGUUGAGGUUUGAGUUGUCUUGGGGAACCUCUGGAUGUGAUGCCACAGAUUAAAUGAAUGCUUACAGAGGGAAAACCUGCAAUAGGGUUUACUAAUGAGGAAAUGUAUGUCCCAAUCUGAAGAUGUUUUUUCCCUUGCAUUGCACUUUUUAAUCCAUGUAUCCUGUGGCAUUUUGUCUUACAAAAAAACAUCAGCCUGUGCAUGUUUUUGUGUUCAUAUGUUAAGUGGUGGUAAAAAUCCAUCUACAGAAUAUGAAUGAAAAAUAUUAAUUUAUGCUCUAUGGGUGUUAAAGCAUUCGGGGGUGGAGCUACACUGGAUGAUGGCUCGAGUCCAGAUACUAGAUCUAUUUUGAAAGAGACUUUCCUACGUGACUGAGACGGCGAUUGUCAGAGAUGCCAUGUAACAGGAACAAUGUGAGACACUGGAAGAGCAUAAGACUUACUGCUGUAGACUGAAAAGUCCAGUUUGGAGCAUCUUCUGACAAUCACUGUGUACAGGAAUAUGGUUAGGUAGUACUUACUGUACAUAGUAAUACUGUUGCACUUUGUUAGUUGGUCCACGUUUUGUGUAUUUGUGAGUUGCUUGACAAUUUGUAAGCAAAGUCACAGAGAUGUGGCCUAUCUUUUUACCUUAAAUUCAGUUUUAAUGCCAAGGUUCAAAGUCAACAAACUCUCCAAGGGAACGCUAAAAGCAUUAUAACGGUUUAUUUUAUUCUUCAUCAAUUUCCCAAUGCUUCCAUUGACAGUUGCCCCAAAUUCACAACCAUAGGAUUAGAGGAAAAUGCCAACCUAUUCAUUUGGAAAUGGAUACACUGUUAGAUCUUGAGGAGCUGCAAAAAUAUGAGAUGAAUGGUGGUAAAGUGAUUGUCAUGUUGACUUGAAGGAUAUUUGACAUUUUUAAAAAUGCUUUUCUAUGUAGUCCUUCAAGCUGUUUGGUUUUAAAUACAUUCAGGCAUUAGAGUGCAGACACCUGAAAGGGUCUGGGGGUCACAUUCAAAUAUCAAUGGUAUGCCUCAGUAGGUGAUUGGCAAUGAUUUCAAUUAUGCUUCAUGUAUUUAUAAAUGGGCUGAAUAUGCAAAAGUAUUGUUGUAGUAUUGUUUGAAGACUCACUUAAAGCAGACCUGACUCCAUUGUCACUUAUAGACUGAAAACAUUUUAUUGUGUUUGCUUGCUUGAAUUUACUAUUUAAUUUUUUAUUUUUUGUAUGGGUCCAAAAGAUGUGAAAAGAUGUUUGCGUUUGUUACUACUACAUUGAAAGUGACAUUAACACCAAAACCACAUUUGUCUAUGUAAUAAAUGUUUGUAAUGGCAGGAUGCUGUGAUAUUUGCAGAGUGGAUUAAGCCACUACAUACAUGUAAAUGAGUUAUUGUACAUUUUGCCUCGCUUUUGAAAACUGAAUGUGAAUGUGUUAUUUUGUUAUUAAACUGUUUUACUGUGAGAGGUUGAGAAUGUGAAGAUGAAUGCGUGUUUGAGAGAUGGGUCAAUAAAGAGAAGAGAGAAAUGUUUAAAUCA